GUGGUGGAUCUGUUGAUUGAACACGAUCCGGAUUCGCCAUUGUCGAAAGUGAUUGUACGGAUGUUUGGUGACGAAAGGCCGAAAUACUCAGAAGCUGAAAAACGUGAGAGGCAUUUACUGAAAUUGGGGCAUCCUGCUCCACACAUGACCAAAUUACUGAUGGAUAUUGGUCAGGAUCUUGUCCAAGAGUCUACGUAUUCCGAUAUUGUGCAUGCAAAAAAUUUGCCGGAGACGCCAAAGAAUAUGGAAACUUAUAAACAGGUGGCUCAGCAGUUGAAGCCUGUUUGGGAAGCGUUGCGGAAGAAGAAUGAAGCAUAUAAGUUAAAGCAGUACACUUGCCAGUUGUGUAACUUUCGCACUGAAUCGCGCAUCAUUCUUUCCGUUCAUCGUCAGACGCCCCAUUUCGAUGGACGAAAGUACCAGUGCGCUCUCUGUCCGGAGUUCUUCACCAAUGAAAAUAUGAUUUCGCAGCAUUAUCUGAAGGAACAUGAUUUGAUAGCUGGUAAAGAAGAACCUAUUCCACGGAAUCCGUGCCCAUGUUGUGAUGAAGAUUUUAUGUACAAGGGGCAGCGAGAUCAACAUCUCAAAAUGUGUCGGAGAGAUCUGAACAGAGUGAGGCUGAUCAUGGCCCCGAAGCAUCCGCAAGAUGUCAGUGGAAUAAAUCACUGGUUGUGGGAUAAGCCUCCUGUUGAUCCGACAAUAUUACAGCAACAGCAGGCAGCACAGAGGCAGCAGGCUGAGCAAAGGAUACGAGCGGCACAAGCUGCAGUUCAUCAGCAGCAGGCCAAGAUAUCUCCGUUGAUGGGAAAUCCAACCCUCAUUGCAGCAAUGCAGCAACAGCUGCAGCGUGCUGCCGCAGGUAGCAUCCGUGCUGCAGGAUUGCCGCUAUUUGCUCAACGUAGCGUGGCUGGCGGUGUUCGUGCUGCAAAUGUAGCUCAACAUGCAGCUGCCUCACUGGUCGGUCGUAUUAGGACGCCUGCGCAGCUCAGCGGGAUGCUAUCCGGAACCGGACACAUUUCCAGUUCCAACAGUAGCAAUGUCUGUGAGAUAUGUGAUCAGAAUGUACAGGACAGGGAUCGAUAUCUCACUCAUCUGCAAUUGUUCCAUAAGCAGAUGCGUGGAAAAAGCUCAGCUGAUAUGCAGCAGGUUUGUGUCCAGUUACUCUUGCCCCACCGCUGUCGCGAUAGAUUCUGGACGUAUGAAGGCCUGGAACGGCAUCUUGUGAUGGCGCAUGGCUUAGUCACCUCAGAUCUCUUAACAAAAGCGCAGAAGAAGGAAGACGGCGGGCGUUGUAAGCACUGUGGAAAGCAAUACGCCUUCAACAUGCUGCAGCAUUUGGUAACAGAUCACCAAGUGAAGCUCUGCUCCGCUGAAAUAAUGUACAGUUGCGAUGUUUGUGCCUUCAAGUGCAGCAGCUACAAUAAGUUGGAAACACAUUUGAAUACCGUGCAUCCAAAGAAUCCGGUCCAGAAUCCCGUUUUGAAUAAUGUCGCCUGCAGUCCCUCUUCCGGUAAAUUUUGA
Gongylonema pulchrum is the source of this 1521-nucleotide messenger RNA. The record is from the annotation of a GenBank genome assembly. NCBI's taxonomy places the organism in Eukaryota, Metazoa, Nematoda, Chromadorea, Rhabditida, Gongylonematidae.